Messenger RNA from Coregonus clupeaformis (lake whitefish), 3525 nucleotides. Its product is annotated as aristaless-related homeobox protein-like. The record is from RefSeq and is a predicted model, not a curated record. The coding region runs from base 116 to 1507 and encodes 463 amino acids. The transcript is spliced from 5 exons. Gene Ontology annotation, molecular function: RNA polymerase II transcription regulatory region sequence-specific DNA binding; DNA-binding transcription factor activity, RNA polymerase II-specific. NCBI's taxonomy places the organism in Eukaryota, Metazoa, Chordata, Actinopteri, Salmoniformes, Salmonidae. Gene Ontology annotation, biological process: regulation of transcription by RNA polymerase II.
GAGAGAGAGAAGAAAAAAGAGAGCGAGAGAGAGAGGGGGUGAGUGAGCGAGUGAGAAACACAUUUAUGCUAUUGCCGUUCUCCUUUCAAAUAAGCGCUUCACUAAACGGAUCAAAAUGACUAGUCAGUUCGAAGAAGAUAUCCACGACCGGGGAGAAUGUACGAGUAAACCCCCCACUCUGCUCUCCUCCUACUGUAUAGACAGUAUUCUGGGCCGACGGAGCCCCUGUAAAGUCAGGGUGAUAGGGGCACAAAGUUUGACAGCUCUACCCGGGAGACGGGAGCACGACAAGCAGACCGAAGGCUCAACUAAAGACCCCCUAUCACUAGACACAGACAUGCACCUUCCACCAAAGCUGCGCCGGCUCUACGGACCAGGGGCGAAGUACCUGAACCACGGCCGGGGUUUAGUUCACGACCUCGAGGAGAAAUUGGAUAGGGAGAGGCUUCUGGUGGACCAAGCCUGCGAGAGCCUCAAAAUCAACCAGGCUCCACAGGUGAGCAUCAGCCGCAGCAAGUCAUACCGGGAGAACGCGUCCCUAAGCCGAGGAGAGGGAGGCCAGAGCCCCGCUGGAGGGCCGGAGGAUGGGCUGAGGCUGGGCGAGUCAGGGCCAAUGAAGUUCGAGGACGCGGCGAAAGAGGAGGAGAGCUGCGGGGAGGCGAUGGGUCUCUCCCGGAAGGACGAGGAGAGGGAGAGCCUCCAUGCAGGGGAUGGAGAUGUGCGGGACGGGGAGGACAGCUUGUGUCUGUCGGCAGGCAGUGACUCGGACGAAGGGAUGCUAAAACGCAAGCAAAGAAGAUACAGGACUACAUUCACCAGCUACCAGCUGGAGGAGCUGGAGAGAGCUUUCCAGAAGACGCACUACCCCGACGUCUUCACCAGAGAGGAGCUUGCGAUGCGGCUGGAUCUGACCGAGGCGCGCGUGCAAGUGUGGUUUCAGAAUCGUCGUGCUAAGUGGCGUAAGCGUGAGAAGGCAGGUGUCCAGACACACCCCUCUGGCCUCCCUUUCCCCGGCCCCCUUUCGGCCACCCACCCCCUCAGCCACUAUCUGGAUGGGGGUCCCUUCUCCCCACACCCCCACCCCGCCCUGGAGUCUGCCUGGACCGCCGCAUUUCCUGGUCUAGCUCCUCACCGUAGCAACCACUCGGGCCAGCACCUAGGGACACCGCUGGGCCUUGGAACAUUCCUGGGUACAGCCGCCAUGUUCCGUCACCCCACCUUCAUCGGGCCCACCUUCAGCAGGCUCUUCUCCAGUAUGGGCUCUCUGACCAGUGGUCCCACCACUGCAGCACUCCUCCGCCAGCCUGCCCCGCCCAUCGAGACUCCCUCCAUCCCUCCCCCGGUCCUCUCCGACCCUUUCUCCUCCCCAUCGCCCUCCUCCUCGGCUGCAGCAGACCGCAGGGCCUCCAGUAUUGCAGCUCUAAGGCUGAAGGCUAAAGAGCACUCUGAUCAGCUCACACAGCUCCACAUCCUGCCCAGUGGAGCUCCAGGGAAGGAGGUGUGCUGAACAGCUGUUAUCCCAGCCCUCUCUCUCCUGGGCUUCUGUCCCUCACCUGUCCCCUCUUUUACCUCUCAUACGUCUGGAGAUCUGGGAAAGAAGUGGUGUGGUGGGUGGAUCCAACCCUGACCUCUGACCUCUACCCUCUGACCCUCUGACCUUCUAACUGCUCCACCCCACCCCUUCCCCAUACCCCCAAACAAAAAGCACGACCAAAUUCAAAGAGCACUGGCAAACCUGAGCACUGUGUGUGUGAGAGAGCAUCGUCAUCACCCCCACCCCUCCAGGUCUCCUGAAUGAACUUAAUCCGAAGCUAUAGACCCAUUUCGUCCAGAAUCCUCCUGACACACACACACCAACGUACCUCCAUAUUGUGUUAACCCCUCUCUAGCUCAUGCUUCCUGUUUCACUAAGUCCACUUUUUUGUGACAGAUAUAAACUACGAACUCAGGGGGGUCAACUCCACGACACCUGCUGCUUGGACACACAUACACAUGCUUUCUCGAAUCUAGAGAGAGAGAGCGAAAGAACCAGAACUAAAAAAAACAGUUGAUUCAGUGGACCACAUGAACCCAGUGCCAAAGCAGAGUCUGAGGUCUCCAUCCAAGCCAAAGCAACCUGUCCACAGACCUUCCUGUCCUACUCUGCAACCCAACCUGAACCUACUGGCUCAAUCUAACCUGCAUCAAGUUAGUUCUCCUGUCUUCAUUUUCAGUUCCCAACAUCACUAAGCAGCUCGAUUGAUCAUUUUGGAGUAAGAAUUAAAAAAAACUAAAUAUAAUUUUCAGGCUUUCAGCUAAUUGAGUUUGACUUGAGGACAAAUUACGUGAAUUUUAGAUUAUAUCCUCUGUCUCUUAUGGCUGAACUGUGUGAGAAAGAAAAAUCAACUGGUGUAAAUAUUAUUGUAAAAAAUUAGGGGGGGAAACUAAGAAAAAAAAUUAUACUUUUUCGAAACAGAGCCUUGUAUAUUUGAAAAGAGACCAUGUUUGAGAAGUUGCACUUGGUGUAGUGUUUUAUGGGCAUAGAUGUGGCCCUGUGUAGAAUUCCCCAGUGGUGAUGAGCUAUCAUAGGUUUUUACAUUAUCAUUUAUGUCGAAACUGUUCCCCAACAGAUUGAGUGCAGGGUGUCAUGUAAAAUGUUUCCCAGAGUGAAAAUGUUCCCAACAGGGCAGGAUUCUUUUUUUUUUUUAUUGUUAAAUUGAUUGUAAAUUUCCUGGUUUAAUAAUAGAUAGAAAAAAACAUAAUUUAAUAAAUGAGUGGUGAAAUUAAAUAUUCCUUAGAUUAUUAUUUCAACCCAUUAUAGAACUGACAAAAGCCAGGAAUUUUAAACAUGUGAAAUAGAAUUAUAGAACUAUUAAUAAAAUUGUUAUGAAGAAACUGAUGUUUUAUGUCUAAUUUAGAAAUUAUAUAGGCCUAGGCUAAUGAAUGCUUCAAAUCAAAAUAAUUGUAUGAUUCCGUUCUAUGCUUGGAUAUGAAUUGUACAGUUAUAGCAUAAAGAGUGGCUCUAAUGGUUGUUUUUACGAUUUAACGUGGAAUUGCAUUUUUGAUAACGUUUAAUUUUUAGAUUAAUAUUCUGACCCACUAGCAUUUCAUAUCGAAUUAACCUUUAUUAUAAGUGAUUCAUUAUCUACUUGAGGACUUAGUUGAAUUAUGUUAAUAGUAUUUAACAUUCACGUCAAAUUUGAAAAGUAGUUUGGAAUUAGGUCCAAAAUGCAUCUUAAUUGUUUUCCAAAUGAAUUUAAAAAGAGAGGCUCACCAGAGGGGAAUUCAGUUGUGAGUGUGAGGAGCUGAGAAAAGGAGUAUAGUGCUACCGGUAUAUUUUGUGUGGUGGCUGGCCACACUGAACAGGCGAACUGAAAGAGAAAAUAGAUUAGCUGCAGUAAUGACGGAUAUAAUUCUAGGCCGCUGUGUGCGUCUGUUCUCUCCAGCCGAGUUGACGAAAUACAGACCCAUAUAUUCAUGAGCAAAUUCCCCACAUGUGAAACGGGCGACAAAGGCGAGGGGUUUUCAAUUAGAUCGCCCACUUUA